Molecule: messenger RNA, 3080 nt
Organism: Paralichthys olivaceus (Japanese flounder)
Lineage: Eukaryota; Metazoa; Chordata; Actinopteri; Pleuronectiformes; Paralichthyidae
Source: RefSeq, a predicted model, not a curated record
AUGCUUAUCAGCAACGAUGAGCAACACAUCUUCUGCACUUGUGGCUCUCGUGUCAAUGUUUUGGAGAUCAGCACAGGGAAGAUUAUCCACAGUGUUGAGCAUGAUGAUCUAGAGGACAUCACAUCUUUCGCACUCAGCUGUGACGAUGAGCUGCUGGUAACAGCCAGCAGGGCUCUGCUGCUGAAGCAGUGGGACUGGAGACAAGCUCAGUGCACUCGUUCCUGGAGGGCCAUUCACACGGUGCCUGUAGCCAGUAUGACCUUUGACUCAACCUCCACACUCCUCGCCACAGGUGGCUGUGACGGUACCAUUAAGCUCUGGGAUGUGGUGAAGCAGUACUGCACACACAACCUGAAAGGGUCAUCUGGAGUUGUGCACCUCGUCCAGUUCCACCCAGACAUCAGCCGACUGCAGCUCUUCUCCUCAUCUCUGGACUGUGGCAUCCGGCUGUGGGACCUGCGCUCCAGUCAGUGUGUGUGUGUGCUGCAGAGCCACUACAGCGCCGUCACCUCCCUCAGCUUCAGCGCUGAUGGUGACACCAUGGUCAGUUCUGGUCGAGAUAAGAUCUGUACAGUGUGGGACCUUGAGACUCGGAAAGCCAAGAGGACUGUACCUGUCUACGAGGCUGUGGAGGGCGUUGUGCUGCUGCCUGAGAAUAAAGAUUUCUCUCAGAUUGGAGUAGAGAGCAAAGACUUGCAUUUCAUUACAGCUGGAAGCAAAGGGGUGUUAAGAGUGUGGGAGGCCAGCACGGCGCGCUGCAUCUACAGCCAGAAGCUCCUCUCUACCCUCAGCCCUGUUUCUGGUGAGGAGGAAGAGCAGGAUGACAACCCACGCAGUCUAACGUACCUGCUUCACCUGCCCGUCUCCUCUAGACUUGCCACAGUCACUGCAGAACACAACAUAGUGCUCUACCAGCUGCCUGCCCUCACCACACAGCAGCAGUUUGUGGGUUACAGUGAUGAGGUGCUGGAUGUGAAGUUUCUGGGUAAAGACAGUCACAUCGUGGUGGCAACCAACAGCUGCCAGCUCAAAGUGUUUGAGCUGCUCACCAACAGCUGCCAGAUCCUCUACGGACACACAGACACUGUCCUGUCUCUGGAUGUGUUCAAAAAAGGCUCUCUCUUUGCAAGCUGUGCAAAGGACAGGUCAGUGCGUGUGUGGCAGCUGGAUGGUGAUAGUGGUCAAGUGAGAUGUGUGGCCCAGGGCUCCAGCCACAGUAAUGCUGUGGGCUCCAUCACCUGCUCCAGGAUGAAAGCAACUUUCGUAGUGUCUGGCAGUCAGGACUGCACCGUCAAGGUGUGGGAUCUGCCUGCAGACCUGCCUGCGACGGGAGAAGACAUAUACGAGCUGACCGCCCGCUGCACAGAGAAGGCGCAUGAUAAGGAUAUAAACAGUGUUGCAGUGUCGCCCAAUGACAAGCUGUUGGCAUCGGGCUCCCAGGACCGAACCGCCAAGCUGUGGUCCCUGGCAGACGAGGGGAAUCUGGGCCUGCUGGGGGUCUUCCGUGGCCACCGACGUGGUGUCUGGGCCGUCUGCUUUUCUCCUGUCGACCAGGUGCUGGCUACGUCCUCCGCUGACGGCACCACCAAGCUCUGGAGCCUGCAGGACUUCAGCUGCCUGAAGACAUUUGAGGGACACGACGCAUCAGUUUUGAAAGUGAUUUUUGUGAGUCGUGGCACUCAGCUGCUCACCAGUGGCUCCGACGGUUUAGUAAAGCUGUGGACCAUAAAGACAAAUGAGUGUGUGAAGACGCUGGACGCCCACCAGGACAAAGUGUGGGGUCUCCACGCGACCCGCAAAGAUGACAAGAUGGUGACGGGGUCCGCGGACUCUAAUAUCACUGUGUGGGUGGUAACUUAUUUUCAGAAACAGGAGUUGUCCAACCUGCUCCACGAGAAGAAAUAUCUGAAGGCGCUGGGUCUGGCCAUCUCACUGGACCAGCCUCACACCGUGCUCACUGUCAUCAAAGCGAUCCGUCAGGGGGAGGACAGACAGGAGCUGUUGGAAAAGACGAUACUGAAGCUGCGAGUGGACCAGAAAGAGUCGCUCCUGCGCUACUGUGUGGUGUGGAACACCAACGCCAGAAACUGCCAGGAUGCUCAGUCGGUCCUCCAGGUGCUCCUCACACACCUGCCGCCCGAGGAGCUGCUGCAGUACCAGGGAGCCCGAACAAACCUGGAGGGACUCAUUCCAUACACAGAGAGACACAUGCAGAGGAUUGGAAAUUUGCUGCAGGCGUCCAUGUUCCUGAACUACAUGUGGCAGAAGAUGAGAGUGGCCGGAGCACCAUCCAGCAUGGACCAAGAUGAAGAAAUGGACACCACUCCUCUUGCCCAGACCCAACCUGUCUUCAUGAUUGACAAGGAGAAAGAAAAGGGCAGUGGUGAGGAGAACCGAGAUGUCGGGGAUGACAGCGAUAGCGGACAAGAUGAAGAUCCAAAUUGCCCCGUUGAAGAUGAGGAGGACGACGACGAAGUCAGCGUCACCAAAAAACCCUCCACAAAUGAUGGGAGGACAGAAAUCAAAGAGAGCAAUGGAACAAAUGGCAACCACCACUCUGAAAGUGAGGAGAGUUCAGAGGAAGAAGACACGAAAGAAGACGAGAAGGAUCAAACUAUAACGGUGAAGCGUCUCCCAGUUUCUACUGCUCCUCAGGGCCAGACUCUCGCCAGCUGACAGGGAUCACCGAGGGGAACACGGUUGACUCUCUCCUGAAGAUUAACAGGGGACCCUCUUAUCUUGGACCAUUAGCUGGAGCGACACACUGAAUGUGUGGCAGUGAAAGAAGAGACGUGUGGGGUGAUGAUAAUGCAGACAUCAGGUCUCUUUGUUCUGAUUUCUGCAGACAAAAUGUACAGAAAGGGGGGGAAGAUGAGGAAUGAGUGAUAAAAGAAAGAAGGUCAACAAUCAGGCAGGGUUCUCUUCACUCACAGCAAAUACCAGCGUCUGGUUCUGCAAUGUUGCUUAGUCCUGAUCUACUGGCUCAACCACAACACAAAAGGCUCCUUGUAUCACCAUACAUUUUUUAUGUAAUGACUAGAAAUGUUUAUGKAAUAAAAAUGCGUUCGUUGUGAUUUCAA